UUGUCUUCCCAGGUCGUGCCUCCUCCCUGUCCUGGGGUUCGCAGCUCAUGGCGGCGCCGGGCGGCAGGUCAGAGAGGCCGCAGCUCCCGGAGUGCCGCUACAGCUACGAGGUCUCACGGCCGGUCUACAGCGAGCUCGCCUUCCAGCAGCAGCAGGAGCGGCGCCUGCAGGAGCGCAGGACCCUGCGGGAGAACCUAGCCCGGAGCUGCAGUUGUUCAAGAAAAAGAGCCUUUGCCUUGCUGAAGACUCUCCUGCCCAUCCUGGACUGGCUCCCCAAAUACCGGGUCAAGGAAUGGCUGCUCAGUGACAUCAUCUCUGGAGUUAGUACUGGGCUAGUGGGUACACUGCAAGGGAUGGCGUAUGCUCUACUAGCUGCAGUUCCUGUUGGAUAUGGUCUCUACUCUGCCUUUUUUCCUAUCCUGACAUACUUUGUUUUUGGAACAUCAAGACACAUCUCAGUUGGACCUUUCCCAGUGGUCAGUUUAAUGGUGGGAUCCGUUGUUCUGAGUAUGGCUCCGGAUGACCACUUUCUCGUGCCCAGUGGUAAUGGAAGUACACUGAACACAACCACGAUAGACACUGGAACCAGAGAUGCAGCCAGAGUAUUAAUCGCAAGCACCCUCACACUUUUAGUUGGAAUCAUACAGCUGGUAUUUGGAGGUUUGCAGAUUGGAUUCAUAGUGAGGUACUUGGCAGACCCCCUGGUUGGUGGAUUCACAACAGCUGCUGCCUUCCAAGUGCUGGUCUCGCAGCUGAAGAUUGUCCUCAACGUUUCAACCAAAAACUAUAACGGCAUUCUUUCCAUCAUCUAUACUCUGAUUGAGAUUUUUCAAAACAUUGGUGAUACCAAUAUUGCAGAUUUCAUUGCUGGGUUACUUACCAUCAUCAUCUGUAUGGCUGUUAAGGAAUUAAAUGAUCGAUUUAAACACAAAAUCCCAGUCCCAAUACCUAUAGAAGUAAUUGUGACAAUAAUUGCCACUGCCAUUUCAUAUGGAGCCAACUUGGAAAAGAAUUACAGUGCUGGCAUUGUUAAAUCCAUCCCAAGUGGGUUCUUGCCUCCUGCACUUCCAACUGUGAGCCUGUUUUCAGACAUGCUGGCUGCAUCGUUUUCCAUUGCUGUGGUGGCUUAUGCUAUUGCAGUAUCUGUAGGAAAAGUCUAUGCCAUCAAGCAUGAUUACAUCAUCGAUGGGAACCAGGAAUUCAUUGCCUUUGGGAUCAGCAAUGUCUUCUCAGGAUUCUUCUCUUGUUUUGUGGCAACCACUGCACUGUCUCGAACCGCUGUCCAGGAGAGCACUGGGGGAAAGACACAGGUUGCUGGCAUCAUCUCGGCUGGGAUUGUGAUGAUUGCUAUUGUUGCCCUGGGGAAGCUUCUGGAACCUUUGCAGAAGUCGGUUCUGGCAGCUGUUGUCAUUGCCAACCUGAAAGGGAUGUUCAUGCAGGUGUGUGAUGUUCCUCGUUUGUGGAAGCAGAAUAAGACUGAUGCCGUUAUCUGGGUGUUUACAUGUAUAAUGUCCAUCAUUCUGGGACUGGACCUGGGUUUGCUAGCUGGUCUUUUAUUUGGAUUAUUGACUGUGGUCCUGAGAGUUCAGUUUCCUUCAUCAAAUGGCCUUGGACGUAUCCCCAACACUGAUAUCUACAGAGGUAUCACACAUUACAAAAACCUUGAAGAGCCCGAAGGAGUGAAGAUUCUGAGAUUUUCUAGUCCCAUUUUUUAUGGCAAUGUUGAUGGUUUUAAAAAAUGUGUUAAGUCCACAGUUGGAUUUGAUGCCAUUAGAGUAUAUAAUAAGAGGCUAAAAGCACUGAGGAGAAUACAGAAACUCAUCAAAAAAGGACAAUUAAGGGCAACAAAGAAUGGCAUCGUAAGUGAUGUUGGCUCGUCAAAUAAUGCUUUUGAGCCUGAUGAGGAUCUUGAAGAUCCAGAAGAACUAGAUAUUCCAACCAAGGAAAUUGAGAUUCAAGUGGACUGGAACUCGGAACUCCCAGUCAAAGUAAAUGUCCCUAAAGUGCCAAUCCACAGUCUGGUGCUUGAUUGUGGAGCUGUAUCUUUCCUGGACGUCGUUGGAGUGAGGUCACUGAGAAUGAUUGUCAAAGAAUUUCAAAGAAUUGAUGUGAAUGUAUACUUUGCUUUGCUUCAAGAUCAUGUGAUAGAAAAGAUGGAGCAAUGUGGUUUCUUUGAUGAUAACAUUAAAAAGGACAAAUUCUUUUUGACUGUUCAUGAUGCUAUACUCUAUCUUCAGAACCAGGUUAAAUCACAAGAGGGCCAAGAUUCCCUUCUAGAAACGAUCACGCUCAUUCAAGACUGUAAAGAUCCUCUUGAAUUAAUGGAAGCAGAAAUGACUGAGGAAGAACUUGAUGUCCAGGAUGAGGCUAUGCGCAGACUUGCUUCCUGAAAGCAGGCUCAGGAGAUCACUAUCAUGAAGGACUGCAAGACAGAAUUUUCCUAUUGAUAUAUGUCAUUCUAUGCAAGCAUUUUCUGCACUGACUAUUUCUUUGCACUUAAAGACAU
Messenger RNA from Nannospalax galili (Upper Galilee mountains blind mole rat), 2506 nucleotides. It is a transcript of the gene Slc26a4, whose product is annotated as solute carrier family 26 member 4. NCBI's taxonomy places the organism in Eukaryota, Metazoa, Chordata, Mammalia, Rodentia, Spalacidae. Gene Ontology annotation, biological process: transmembrane transport. The transcript is spliced from 20 exons. The record is from RefSeq and is a predicted model, not a curated record. Bases 48 to 2390 code for a protein of 780 amino acids. Gene Ontology annotation, molecular function: bicarbonate transmembrane transporter activity; chloride transmembrane transporter activity; secondary active sulfate transmembrane transporter activity. Gene Ontology annotation, cellular component: membrane.